Morchella importuna is the source of this 2763-nucleotide messenger RNA. RefSeq lists its product as uncharacterized. The transcript has 5 exons. The record is from RefSeq and is a predicted model, not a curated record. Bases 1 to 2763 code for a protein of 920 amino acids. Gene Ontology annotation, molecular function: protein binding; protein kinase activity; ATP binding. Lineage: Eukaryota; Fungi; Ascomycota; Pezizomycetes; Pezizales; Morchellaceae. Gene Ontology annotation, biological process: signal transduction; protein phosphorylation.
AUGGCUACCCUCGCAUCAAAGAGCCAGUACAUCCACCACCCGCCGCAUGCCGGUUCACACUUCAACAACACGCCCCCGUCGGCCGCCUCGAUCCUCACGCAGCCGUCGCCGACAAACUCGGAGUUCUCCGAGGGGCAAGGACUGCUAGAUGAAGUUCGAUCGUGGGAUGAGCGAAAGGUGGGGGAGUGGCUGAGAAGUAUUGACUUCGCAAAGUAUGAGAACGACUUUGAGGAGAACAACAUCACGGGCGAGGCACUGCUGGAAUGCGAUCACUCGGUGCUGAAGGAGCUUGGUAUCAAAAAGGUUGGGGACAGGGUCCGUAUCGUGGUUGCGAUCAAGGCCCUGAGGACCCGGGCCUACGGUAACGGGAAGAAGCGCAAUCGGGACACUUUGGCGGCGCUAGAUAACCUGCCAAACUACCGCUCAAACACACACUCGCUGUAUAAUCUCACGCCCCCGGGGAACAGCAAGAGUCCGAGUGAAAAUGAAUACCCGCGUUCGUAUGGUAACCGUGCGCCGAACCCCCGGAGCAUGAUGAGCCCGCCGCUGGAGACGUCGAGGUCAACAGGAUUCUACCCGACGACGCCGGGGCACCCGUCCCGCACCCCCAAGACGCCCUAUGGCGAGUAUGGCAAUAAGGGCCCGCUCAACUCACCGCAGGUUCGUAUACAUAAUCAUAAGUCGUCAUCCAGCUUGGAUGGGAUAAUGAGUAUUGACGUUGUCCGACAGAAUUGUAUCAAAGUUAUUGGUGACGGAGGUGAAUCACGGGUGGUUGAAAUCAGUGGGUGUAAUACGGCGGAGGCCAUCAAGAAGAAGAUUGUCAAGAAGUUUAGCGGAUCUAUGGAUGGAUGGGCACAGUACUGCAUCUACAACAUUGAGCAGGAGCAGGGGCGGGAAAUCGCCCGCAAUGUUUCUGAUAAGGAGCUGCUUCAGAUCUCGCAAGAUGUCAGCCGUCCGGAGCGGGCAAGGCUUAUCCUCCGAAGGAGAGGGCUGCCGCCAUCACCGCAGUCGACUGAAUUCCUUGCGGCCCAGCAAAUUGCCCGGGAACAGCAGGACUCCGCCUUUAAGAGCACUGCUGAUGCUAUAAAUGGCAAUGCGAACAAGCCAAAGGUAGCGUCGCUGACAGGAAAGCCUCCACAUGAAAUCCGGCCCAUAUCACCAGGGCUAUCGCCCUAUUCAACAGCUUUAGAAUCGCCUGCUUCACCUGGGCUAUCGCCUCAGGGUAUCAAUCACAAAUCAAAGAAGAUUGCCGCUUUCUUCGGGCAGCGCCCACCUAGUGAACUUAUUAGUUCGAACUUGGCUGAGUAUUUCCCUGACCAUGAACCCAAAUCCCUGGAACGGACUGUACGCAAUUCUAUCCGACGAUCAACAAGGAUGAGCAGGUACAACAGACUUAGUGUGGCUACUACAAGAAGUUAUGCCUCAAGUCAUCUUAGUCUUAGUGAUGUACCGCCAAUACCUAGCGUCGGUGAUGCAUGGUUGAAUGCUAGUCCUUCUGGCGCAUACCCGCCCUCAUUAGGUGGCAGGAACUCAAGACCGGGCUCGAUUCGCAAGUCGUUCCUCCCGUCAACCUCAUUUUCGGCUGAUCAUCGGGAUUCGCUGGUUCCCGUGUAUGAGGAGGACGACGGUGCUACCUUGCCCGGUAGCAGGAAGAGCUACACAUCAUUUAACAACAGCAGCCAGGAGACCCUCAGGAUGGGUGCUGUCGAUGUUGUUGUAACAGAUACCGAUAACGAGAGCACGAUCAAUGGGUCAACUCUCGGAAGUUAUGUCAUGGAUCAAAGCAGCGGGCUUAGCACUCCUGCAACGGAGGUCUUUGAUCCCCGUAUGAGUGGUAUCAACCAAUUCCUCAAUACCGAUGAUUCGGAAGAGGAUGAAGACGAAGACGAAGACGAAGAUCAGGAGGCAGAGGAGAACUGGAGUGAAUUGAGGUGGAUGAAGGGUGCUUUGAUUGGUGCUGGGUCUUUUGGAAGUGUCUUCUUGGCACUCAACGCACUCACUGGAGAGCUCAUGGCCGUGAAGCAGGUUGAGAUGCCUUCUGCCGGAAAGGAGGACGCUCGCAAGAAGUCCAUGGUGGAAGCUCUGCAGAGAGAGAUUGAGCUGUUGAAAGAUAUGCAGCACCCUAACAUUGUGCAGUAUCUUGGUUCUAGCAACGAGGACGACUCGCUCAACAUUUUCCUCGAGUACGUUCCUGGUGGCUCGGUAGCGGCGUUGCUUAACAAUUAUGGCCCUCUCAAAGAGCCUCUUAUUCGUAACUUUGUUCGCCAAAUCCUUACAGGUCUAGCGUAUCUGCACAACAAGGAUAUCAUCCAUCGAGAUAUCAAGGGAGCUAAUGUUCUGGUCGAUAACAAGGGUGGGAUUAAGAUCUCUGAUUUCGGUAUCUCAAAGAAAGUUGAGGCUGGGCUCCUGACGUCAUCAUCAAAUCACCGUCCUUCGCUCCAAGGAUCUGUUUUCUGGAUGGCACCGGAAGUUGUCAAGCAGACUUCUUACACGCUCAAGGCAGAUAUUUGGUCCCUUGGGUGUCUUAUUGUUGAGAUGUUUACUGGAAGCCAUCCCUACCCAGAUUGCUCGCAGCUCCAGGCUAUAUUCAAGAUUGGUACGGGAGGAUCAGCACCGACCAUCCCGCAGAAGAGCACAGCGGAGGCGAAGCAAUUUUUGGGCCAGACAUUUGAGCUUGACCACAACAAGAGACCAACUGCCGACGAACUGCUAUUAAAUCCGUUCAUGACUCCGAUGGUCGGUGCAGGCUCUCAGAACGAUUGA